Pocillopora meandrina is the source of this 16052-nucleotide messenger RNA. Lineage: Eukaryota; Metazoa; Cnidaria; Anthozoa; Scleractinia; Pocilloporidae. The record is from the annotation of a GenBank genome assembly.
AUGGAAAGUUACGCAAGACCAAACAAACGGAGGUAAAAGUCGAAGUAUAUUUUAAAAUGAUGUUACUUUACUCUAAUUUUUCAUAUAUCUCCAAUGAUUCGACUGCUUAGAUAUUUCUUGCCUUUUUUGACGCUGCAGUUGACACCACAGUGUCACUACUAUUUACAUUAGGCUCUUAAAAUAUUCCUUACUGUUUACAACUCGAUAUGCUAAUUUAUGUGAAAUUUAUUUGUUGUUGUCAACUUCAUAAAAUCUGCAUUAGUUCUCAGGUAGGUUUCUCAGAGUCUAUGCGAUCCGUUUCAAUUAGAAUUUUGCAACAAGCCUUCGACCCCUUGACCUGCUGGCCUAUACCCCUUGGUCUCCUACGUCAUAGGUUAGGGAUUCUCUUACCAACUGGUCAUUCGCGGUCAAAUAAUCAUGAUUACAGCAGCUAUUAGCGACCGAUGACAAUACUAUCAAAUGACAAACUGACAGCUGUUGGCUCAAGCUUCAUGGACACGAUAGUCUUAGAAUAAUGCAACCUUUUAAUUUUUUUCUUUAUAGAAAGCUCGAUGAAGUCCACGACGUUCCCGGUAGGUAACCUUACGAAGUUUGUCUAAUCUUUCAACCCUAAUGCACCUGAUGUCUCUUUACAAUAUCUCUCGCCGCCCCACCCUGAAUCAUAAUUAUAUAGAAGUCACCAGAAUAAAGGAAAUGAUGGCGAGCUUAAGGAGCUCUUGAUUGUUUGGAAAACAACUUGUUAAACCUUUUACAGACUAACAUCAGUAUGCAUAUUCUCCUUACUGGUGCCUAAACAAUUCACAAGGUGCUGACGAGGAGAAUUUGUUUAAAAAACAAGAGCUUCUUCUGUAGGUGAUCAUUUCCUUUCUUCUCUUCAACUUGAUAUGUGAUUCUGGUGUGAUGUUGUUAGGAGAAGUUAGAUGCUAGUCACUCUAAGGGGGUCGAAGGGUUUGGAUGGGGGGGGGAAGGGUACACUCGCUCCAAUUUUACUGAUUAAAAUCUCAAGUAUUUAUUAAUUUUUUUGUUGUCUUUGACACUCACGGCGUUUUUCGAGAAAUGAUUAUAAGACAGCCGCAGAACGAGAAAAAAAAACAUUCUUGAAUGGAUCAAGCUGUAAUUUUUCACAACGUCUUUACUCGCUGUGUUUUUGUUUUAGGACCAACAGAAAGCCAAUAUCCUCACGAGCCCAGCUCUCAAGUAACCUAUGGAGAACGUAAAAGAAAUAUACCUCAAGACCUGAUCGACAGAUUGAACAUCAAUUAUGACGUCACGGAGAGAUUACAGCGGCUAACGAAAUUUUGUGGGAAAGCGGCUACCGCUGAGAAAAUAGGAGGUGUUCUUACUGAAGGGGAAACGAAUGAUGGGUCAAACUACAACAGAGAGGAAAUGACUAACGGGAAUCACAACAAAGAAGACAAAGAAAGUGCAACUAAAGAAAUCGGAUGUAAUAAAUCUGUAGAUGGAGAUUGCGAACGAGGUAAGGGUUGAAGAGAGAGUUUACCCUUUUUUUUAACCGAGAAAAAAAUUGUUGCUGAUAGGGAUUCACUCGCAUUACCUUCCGAAAAGAGCUAAAGAGCUUGAUUAACCCUGAGCCACGCGAGAAACUUCUGAAAUUGAUUUUCACGCCUUAUACGAGACUCGCACGUGAUACCUUUCCUGCAUGGUGCUUGCAUCAGCAGAGUUAAAGUAGCCUGAGAGUAAAAUUGAAGUACAGAGGCAGCUCUUGUUUUUUAAACAAAUUCUCAUCGUCAGCACCUUGUGAAUUGUUUAGGCACCAGUAAGGAGAAUAUGCAUACUGAUGUUAGUCUGUAAAAGGUUUAACAAUGUGCAAUGAUACCGGUAGAUAUAAAUCUUAGGCCUUUGUAUUCCACAGACCAUCUUUAUAUCAGAUUCCUAGAGAAUGGACUUAGUUUCGAUAAACAUUAUACUCUGUAAACAUUAGAAAGAAACAGAUACUUGAGAACUGCAUUUGAAAUAAGUUUGACUGUAAAAAUGUUAAAAAAUAAUAUAUGUGAACUGCGGAUAAAGACGUGAAUAUGAAAGUGAUCUUUGCAGUAAAGAAGAGGUAGGUCAUGGCUUCAAAUCCCGUACAGGCCUGAAUUUUUUUUUCAGGUCUUAUUUUCACUACUGCUUAAGUAGUGUUCAUUACUGCGAAGAUCGCUUUCAUAUUCAUGUAAUUAGUGUGUCAUGUACCAGGGUGGGGGUUUCCAGGUGCUGCUACUUACUCUUAACUUAAGGAUCGUGGUUAAAACGCCAUACGAGCACUGAGCAAGACGUGCAAGUGACAAGUACGAAUACAUACAAGUACAUGCGGCUACAUAAGAGUGACACACGAAUACCUUUGGGUUAAAAUUUACCAUUUUUUCUCUUCAUGAUGCAACCGAACCGUCAGUGCAGGUUGCAAUGACCUGUUUUUACAAACACUCACAUGUAUUUACUCGUACGUACCCGUAUGUACUCGUGUGUCUCUCGUAUGUAACUCGUAUGUCACUCGUAUGUCACUCGUAUGUCACUCGUAUGUCACUCUUAUGUAACUCGUAGCGUCUGCGUGGAGUUUUCGUCACGAUCUUAAACGUUUUUUCCUUUCGAAGGUUUACCACCACUUCAAAAUAUUAUGAAAGGCACAGAAACUGCAGCCUUAGGCAAUGAAGAUAAAUUUGAGGAUGCCGCCAAUAAUGUGGAACAAGCCGGUCCUGAUGUUCUUAUAUUCAAACAGGUACAGUAUAUGACAUGCUUGUGUUCAUGAAAAUACUUCUCGGUGAGGAAUCGAUGAUUAAAUUUUCUAAGAGGGUAAAUGUGUGCUCUUAAAGGGCUAGGUUACGACAAGUGUAUGCGCAUUUGGAACGGAAAAAAUAUUGGUACCUUUUGCCGUCUGGUUUCGUACAAUCCGUUAAAUCCUGAGAUUGGGCCACUGCGAUAAGGUCUGAGAUAGGAUUCACGUCAAGGGUAUAUACUGGGUUUACUUUCUCCUGUAGAUAGAGAAUACUUUGUUGAUUAUAAUCUUUCUUUAGGUGUUGAAAGAAAUUAUCGAACAGCGCACAAAGGUUGUUGAAGAAAAAGUGGCGGAAAAUUCACUGAAACUUCAAAAUCGGAUACGAGAGCUCGAGAGAGAAAACAGAGAACUACAGUGGACUGCAAGGAGAAUAUUUGCUGCCUUUCGACAAUUAUUGAUAGAGAAUGAAAAAGUAAGUCUAUUUCACCUGAUUUACGUUCAAAUGAUAUUUGCUUCGAAUACCUACAAUUUUCUUUUGAAGUUGCUCUAAACCCUCGCGAGUGUCUUCUGUAACAAAACUUGGUAUGCGCGCUGUUUUUUAGGAAAUCACCAUAAAUUAUAUAUAAAUGAAAAGUUUAUUAAGUGCAGAAGUCGUUAAAGUUAAAAUCUAUUUUGUUUUUUUCCUCUUUUAAGGCAAACGAAACCGGGAAAUAGAAAAUGACUAAACGCCAUACCAUCGAGUCAAUCGGAUACCAAACUUGAUUGCUGAUGAAAAAAAGCGCCGACUCCCUUUUGUUCCUCAAAAUUCAUUAUAUAUUCAGACCAAAUUUAACGGAAUUCGCCCGAUUCAACAAACUCUAUUCAUUACGAUUACGGGGGGGGAAGGGGGUGUUUUGUCGAUUUUUUAGUUUUCUAAACAUCUCACUUCUCCUCGGAAAAUUAUGUCAAUACCAGGCUCGCACCGUCAGCCGUCAGCCGUCAGCCAAUAAUAUAGUAGAACCCCUGAUGUUCACAAAAGGCAAAAUGGCGCUUCACAGUUUUCGAUAAGCAUGAGACCGAAUGCUGAGGAAAGCUCUUUUUAGGGGGGGCCAGCCUGAGGAGAUUGUUCCUAGUGUCCUCUCCUUCCGUUUAGCUGUAGGUGAUCUGAUGAAUCAGUUUUUCUUUUUUUUUUUUUUUUUAAAUUACCUAACUAUAAAUUAAACGCCUAGCUUUCCCUAAAUCAAGUUUGUUUUAUUUCAGAGCAAAGAGCCAAAAACAUCACGCGGAGUCCAAGUCAGCACCAUCUGUGAAUCGGUAAAGAAACCUUUUGAUCAGACAUUACUGAUCGAACGAUAUACCUUAUUUGUUAAAAAUCCUUUCAGCAAAGCACUUUUACUUCACACAACUAAAGUGCCAAUUUUAAAUGAAUGAACUGAUCGCUGAACUUGAUUUACGAGCACAUAAAGCUAAAAUUAAGAGAUUUUCUUUGAUGCUGUAGUGUUGCUAUAGUAACCUUGCAUAACGUGAAGAUGGCGAAAUAAUGUUGAGAUGUAACUGGACACUCUUUUGACACUAUUUUGAGGGAAACCUAUUAAAACAUGUGGAAGUAUCGGUCCAUCAAAGAAUUGGUGUUUCAAAUUAACAAAAACUAUUUUUAACAACCUUAUGAAGCUAUUGUUUUAUUUCCUAAAUUGCAGGCCUCUGAGAAAGAAGUCUCCGAAAGAACACUUCACAUAACCACUGCCGCAAAGGUAAAUGGUGUAAGCACAAUUCUCGCGUCGACGACAGCAGCUCCCCUGACAUCUAUUGCAUCAAAAGUUGUGACAUUAGCAGAAGAUCCACAGCCCUCUCUUCAAGCAGCGCCAAGGGUGUUAUUUGAUUCGCAGCAACCCUUGACAGAGAAGCCGGCACCUACCGCUGUUGUGUACACUGUGAAACCCAGACUUGCCCAACUUGCAGAAAAGCAGAAUGGUACUAGCACUCACAACCGUUUCCAUGUGCCCCGUCCUUCAGCAAACGAAUCCACAGCGGCUUUCUUACAAGUAGAACCAGGACAAUCUUCGGAAUCAAUAGCCUCCAGAGCAUUCAGCCAACCUCCUCCGGCUCUGCAGAAUCAGGCAAAAUCUCUUUUGGAACUGAUUCGAGAAAAUCAGCUUAAGCUAUCCCAGCAAACGGAACGUCUGGAACGACAGCAGCAAAUUCAACAGCAACGCACAUCACAUCCGUUGGUUCAAUCAACGCAACAACAUCCAUCUGAAACUACAGCUUCCCUUUUACAACAAUUGCAACGUCAGCAACAACUUCAGCAACGGCAACAACACUAUCAGAAACUGGUGGAACGCCAACCGCAUAAAACACUUCUACCAACAUCAAGUCAAAUAACUGAUCAGGUCACACCCACUUUGUCCGUCUUUUCCUCCCAAAAGCAACGACAUUCCACACCAGAACAACAAGUAAAAUCCCAGUCCCAAUUGGUCAGACCUUCAGAUGAAUCGCAGGAAAAGCGGCCGUCAGCUAAUUCUUCUAUUGCCUUGCUACAGCAAAGAGAUAAUUCAGCAAUUUAUCAUAGGCCAUCCCCAAGUCACAUGCAUUUCGUGGGAAACUCACAGACCAAGACAUCGUCAGUUCCCUCGCAUCCGCCAAUCAUGUUCAACACAAAACAGAUUGAUGAGGUCUUGAAACGCAACGAAACAGCUUUGCCUCCAAAUGGGAAGAGUCCAAUGUACAUGUCAACCCCUCAACGUGAACCUCCAUCCCAGUCUACUUCUUCAAAACAAGCUCCAAUUAAUCUUCAAAGAUCAAACUUAACGCACACGAAGCCUCCAGCACAGGAGGUGAUUAAACAUCACGUCCACCACGAACGGCAUGUAUUAUCAGCACAGCCUGCUGCAGAAGUGACAGUGGAAAACGCGGUAGCACGAGGUCAAACGAAUACACCACUUUCUCAGCGCCUGGUAUCAACUGACAUUUUCCAUGCUCGACCAAAAUCAGUCGGUAUGCAAAAGCAUGCGCAGCAUCCAAGCUCUCAAUUGCAGAAUAUGCAAUCACGACCACCACCUCAAGUCGCAACCCAAAUGCAGAACACAACUGAAACCAAGCCUGAACAUGAGGUUUCCUCCUCCCUGUCUACAGCAAUCGCUAAGCACAAACCAAUUCAAUCGGAUGUUUCAAGCAUGCCACAAACUAUUUUGGUUCCAGCUCGCAAAAAACACACAAGUGAAGAGCUCCUUCCUUCUGGUUACAGAUUCUCGCUUCCAUCACCUGAGUAUCUUCUUCAGCGUCGGAAGCUAUAUGAACAAACGCAAAACCGUGCUCAACCGCUGACUUCCCAAAGUAGACAAGUAUCCAUGACUCAUUCCCUUGAAAAUAACUCUUCGAAGGAGAGAAUAAUGGUCUCUUCGACGCAUUCUAGUGGACACGCAGAAGCUGUAUAUACGAUGCAGUCCUCCAACUUUCACACCACAGCCAUCCCAACUCGACCAUUCCAUCAAAAUGGGCAGCGCGUUGAUGUACCAAGCCAGUUGCCUCAUACGGACGCUUAUAACCCUUUUCUAUGUCGACCAUCAGAUAUUCUUCUGUCGCAGAAGAAGCAACAUGAAAACCUUUCACAGUCUCGUAACCAGUUGUACAAACCACUUCAAGGGCAAGAACAAGGUCAGUUACCUACAGGAACAGACGAAGGUGGAAAUCUUCGAAGUAGCGUACCAUCUCUACAUAGGCCUCCCAUCCAAUCUCCAGGAAUAUCCUCAAGUGAUCCACGUAUUGAGAAGAAUCCCCGUGAGGCUGAAAAAUCAAGUAUGGCAAAUAGUUUAACCCGGAGUUCUUUAAGCGAUCAUGGAGAUGCACUAAAACCUCUUCCUAAGCCGUCAGCGUCGAUUGCUGCGAGGGAGAAAAAAAUUGUUCUCUCUUGGAAUAUGGAACAUGAUGACACAUCAGUCAAAGUAGAUAAUUACGAACUGUUUGCAUGCCAAGAUGUCGACGAAAGCAAAGGCCAACCAAUCAAGUGGAAAAAGAUAGGUAUCGUGAAAGCUCUUCCACUUCCAAUGGCUUGUACACUCACUCAGUUCUCUUCUGGCAGCAAGUAUUUCUUUUCUGUUCGAGCAGUGGAUGAAAAAGAACGAGCUGGUCCAUUUAGUGAUCCGUGUACUGUCUCACUAAGUUCUCACAAAGUUGCUUGAUAUGCAACUGAACGAAAACUUACCCAGGUUAUUUAAUAAUUUAUUCAUUUUUUUUUGAGGGGGGAGGGAUGUGACGAUUUCUCGACAUUGUUUUGAUUUUUCUAUAACAUUGUCGAGUACGUUUUUUGUUUGUUUUUUGCUUGGAUUAUAUAAAAAAUUGUAAAAUGAUAACACCCAGUAGAAUUGUCAAAUUAAGUAAAUUGAGAUUGGAAACAUGAGAGGACUCCGAUAGUAUUUGGUUUGUCCUCCCUAAUGUUCCUUUCCUUUGCAAUGUGAUCAUUGUGCUCAUAAAGGCUUUGUUCGCCUUGCUCCUCAGGCUACUCUCACUUCCAAAUAGGUUUUUCCACUUUCUUAAAGCCCUCUCCCUGAUCGAUAAAAUUCUCCAUGAACGUUUCUCGGUUUUCUAAAUAAGCAUGAAUCAGUGAUAUCACUGAGACCUCAGUUGCUAUUUUGUAAUUUCGUCAUAAAAGCGAUAGCGAAAAGUCAGACAAAAUCCACAUAAUACGUUAUAGACACAGGUGCGUCUUACAUUUAAAAGUAAUGAUGGUGGAGCUCGCAGCGCCCUAAAGGUGAUUCAUCAAGAAAAAAAAAGUUAUUAAACAGUUUUAUUUAAACUUUUCUUAAAUGUUUCCUUUCAAUGUCUGUUCGAAAAUGACAAUAAAAAAGAUAGGGCUCUGUGCUUGUUUAAGAGAUAUGAUGAGCCAAACUUAAUCCAUUAAUGCCUGUGAUGGAACUAACCACGCGAGUCAUUUUCAUGGUUCACAGUACAUUAUGAGGCAGCUAAAAGCAAGGGCUUUCAAAGUUACACUUGAAAAAAACUUGAUAGGUAGAAAUUCUCAAGCGUAGGGAACAAUUUGACGUAAAUCUGUGAAAAAAUCACCCAUUUUUAAACAACAUCGACCCGUAACGUUCCUCGAGUCGUUGCCCUCCGCGUCAUAGUAGGAGGGCAACGUUCCUCGAGUAACGGGCUUCGUGCACGCUUUUACCUAGAUCUUCUUUUCCCUUGGAUGAAGUUUUUUUAUUUCUCCAAUUUAAAGGAGAUAAUUUGUACACCAAAAUUAUAUGAUAAAAUAUAGGUGACCGUUCUCGCUCAAGAGCUAAAAAUAAUCACACCUCUUUACCGGGUCCAUUUACUGAAAACCACCACCUUCUUCUCGGAAUGCGCGCGCUUAUUCGCCUGAUUACGCAAUUUUUAUGCUCAGUACAGGAUGCGCGGUGCAAUCCUAAGAAAUCACCUUAGGACAGGCGUGCAGUGUGGCAUAUCACUUUAAUAAUUGGUAACCCAACGAAGCCCAGAAAAUUUGGUCUUGAUGUUAGACCAUACAUCCAUCCGUCCAUUUAUGAUUUACGUGCGCUGCAUUGCAAGUGCAACACGUGCCUUGAAAUGUAAAUGAAUAUUAGCGACUGUCAACGUCCCCGAAAAGAAUGUUUUUUAUACCCUGUCUCGAUCGAAAACAUAAUAUAGAGCUCCGAAUGAAAAGCAAAUAUGUUAAAGAGUAUUAGAAUUUUUUUAAAAGUGCUUUGACUCUCAAUUGCACCAUACUUGGAUUCGCAAAAGCAAUGCGAAUUACGGCAGGAAAAUAAAACAGAAGUCGCUCACUCAGAGCAAAAUGUUUCGAAAUUUGGAAAAUUAAAGAUAUCGUUUGAUUUCAGACUUUGUGUACUAUCAAGCAGAAAUCAGAAUUUUCAACAGAAACUCGCAGAAUUUCCUGUUUGUCAAAUCAAAUCAACAACGUUCAAGUAUGGAUUAUUCUGUUGCGUGGUUUUCGUUUUUGCGAAAAGCUCCCAUUUUUUUGUACUACUAAAAGCAAAUCAGCUCUUCUCUAAAAAUAUAGGAAUUUAAUUUUUUGAUCAAGUGUUGGGAAAAAUACCUGGAGAUUCGCUUUCAAGCCGCGCUAAAAUCUAAUUUACGUCUUACUUGCAUUUGAGCCAGCAAAGAAAGCGCUGUUUGCUAUAUCUUCACGGUCACUACGAGUAGAAAACGACCUAAAAGGCCUCUUGGCGAGUCAUUUUCCUCCAUUAACCAAUCACAGUCCUCCUUAAUUAUGAGUUGCGUUGAUCAAGCUCCGUGAGUGACGCCAAAGAUCAAGAACUGGUGCCGCCACCUGUUGCAGCUAGCUACUGAAAAUUUCCGGCAUUUUUUUUACUUGAACACAGCUUUACGUGAUUUGAAAUCCCCUAUAAAUCUGUAGGACACCAAGGAGUAUUUUGAUGUUUAUUUUCGUCCUUUUCAUUGUGGAUUAACCGGUUUUAGGCAAAAGCUGUGCACAAAAAAGAACUCUCCAAGGAAUAAUAGUGCGACUGACCGAGGUAAGUCACCAGUUGGUAAAUUAUAUGUAAGUAGGGAAUUUCUUGUUUGCUUUCUUGUGGUAAAGGUUCUUUUAGACUUGCGAUUUCAAUGUGAUUUACAAGUCUUAACCUCAGUUGAAGUAAGCAGAGUCUGUUCUUCUGGGCUGAAACUACAACAUCAUCUUGAAUAUAGUAAACACUGACACGAAACCAAAACCAUUGUAAUUACGGAACAAAGCUAUAACACGGUAGCGCUAUGAAUCGGUUUUUAUAACUUCAACUGAAUAUCUUGUCAACAAUUCGAGAGGGAAAGUUAAUAACCUUGGUUUAAGACUGCAAAAAAAUUGUAAUGUAUUGCGAUUUGAAAUUAUUCAUGAAUUCAAACAGGAAAACCGCAGUCGCCGCCCAUCUUGUAUUUUAGGCCUCGACGGACAACAUUAAUUGACGACAAAUUGCCAUAUCAAAGAUAAAGGCGGUUAGAUCUCAUUUCCGUUAUGCAUCGUAUUUCGUAGGGCCAUUCGAUCAGUAAAUCAGUAAAAAUACUUUUUUUAAGCCGGCGACAUUUUGUACUUUACAGAAUGUUUAAUCUACGUGGUGUCAACAGAUUGGAUAAGUCGAAUUCUGCCCGCUGUUGGCGUGAAAAUUCAUUCUUGAUUUUGAAAAAAUACAUGUAUUUUUUAAUUUUUUUCCCUUCGUUUGAGAGGCGGAUAUUGAAUAGUCUUUCUCUGACUCUAACAAGAGAUAACCACGAGAAGCUUUGACACAUGCUAAAUAUAAACAGUGUGAAACUCUUAAGCUUAAAUUCAAGCGUGUUGAGAACAUAGUGUUCACAACUCCAGGAAAUUCAUUAAAUAUCUCUGUUCUUGGAUUUUCCUGUGAAUUUUAGUACAAGUAAGCGGGAUUUUACUUAAGUUCCACUGAUUAGGCGCGCUCAGUGAAGAGAUUAUCCACCGAUAAUGAAGAAGAUCAAGGUCAAAUGCAACGAUAUUGAGCAAAUAAUUAAAUAGUAAAUAGAUAGGUCGGUAGGUAUAAUGAAUAGGUAGAAAACAUAUGAAAGAAUAAGCGAAAGUUUAGGGAUACUUGCUAAUUCUGACAGAAGUCAACCGGAAUGUGAACUGAAGCAGACGACGACAUACAACUUAACCUGCACCAUCAUAAUAACAAACAACAGGUUUCUCACUGUCCCAUUAACGACCAGUUAGUGUUUAAGACUGGACUCGCUACGUGCAAAAAUGUCCUCGUUUUUAGCCGGGUUUUCAUUAAUUUUCAAGAAAUAAGAAAGUUAUCUCUAAACAGCAAUAAAGUUACGGCCAUCAAGGCCACAUUAGCCAAUUAUUGUCCUCUUUAGAUCUUCAAGUUAUCUUUUGUUUUGAAAUGUUUUUAGGGCUUUCACAUCCGCUUUAGUUUUUGUAACUACAGAUCAAACAAUGUAUCCUUUGCGCAAUGAUUUAACAUAUAAAUUUCACAAUUUAAAAGGAGAAAAGCAUACCAACAUCUAUUUAAAAAGAGUCAUUUAGGAUCCUUGAACAUCAAUUGGUCAACCUUUUCUCUUAAUAGGUUUAUCUUGAAUGAGAUAAGGAAAGAGAUGAGGUUACUUUUCCUUAUUUUUGUGAUAGCCUGGUUUCAUCCAUCGGUUUAUUCAGGUAAGAUGUUUAUCGCUGAUAUACCUGCUGUCGUAAUUAACAAUAAUUCUACUUUAUCUAUCACAAGGACUGUUUAUAAAGCCCAAUAUUCACUGCAAAGGGGUUAACGUAUAGUUUAUUUUUCUUGACAUGAAAAAAAUACUAAUUGAUUUAUGGAUUCAUUGACUGAUCUGUUGACGGAUUGAUUGACUAACCGUAGAUGUCGGAAAUCCUUCCGAGUCACAUAAGUCUGCGUGGAACCUAAAACAGGUCAACAGGAUCCAGUUUUGUGUUCACACCACUCAUGGUGAAGUUUUGGAUGAUUGGAGCAUUGCAUUGUGGUGAACAGUUCUAUUCGAUCGAGUCUUGUUGUUCUUGCGCCAGUAUUUCACAUUUUAAAUACAGAUCUUUGUUCAAUGUUUCGCAUCCUCGUUGAUAGUCGACAUAAUCUUCAAGGUGUGAGAAUGUUUUCAUCUUCUGUUUUCUUUUAUUUCAGCUCCGUUUGACGUUCGCAUUGGAAGAGGUAAAGAUUGCUCACAUUUGGUUCAAUGUGUGUAAUUAAGUGGAAUAAUUUGAUAAUAUUACAUUCACGAUAACUUGGUUUUUCUUUAUUGUACCUUCCUUUGCUUUCAUUGUUUUUCAAACUUAUGAAGAUCGUGUCUUUAACGCAGGGCUUGCACUAAGACUUCAUAGAAGGCAGGUUGCAUAUCAAGGUGAGCAAUUAUCAUGGGCUGUAUUUGAAAGUAAACGUGACAUCUGAUUGGUAAAUUAUCAUUUAUCGUCGUUUGUGAAUAGAAGCAAACCAGUAGUUCUUAUGUUUAUUUCCUCUCAUAUUAUUUUUCAUAGGUUAUCCAGGUUAUCCAGAGUACACGUCUACCACGUCACAACAGACAUUCAACCAGAAUGUUGCAACACAGCAGACAGGCGUCACAUCUUCACGUAAGUACAGUCUUUCCUUUGCUUGUUUGAUCAGGAGGAAUUUCGACCUCCUUAGAAAUUUGUAAAACCACAGUCGGAAAUGCGUUAAGACAGCUUAUGUCUUUGGUUUAUAUUUUCUUCUCCUUCUUACAUAUUUUAAACAUUGCUUUUGUUUUGUAGCAUUUCAGCUUUUAACAGUAGAUCUUAAAAAAAAAUUCACACAUUUUCAACCCGGAGGCUUCGCACAACUGAUGCAUAUUCAGAAUUAUGGACACCCUUAAAAACUAGUAGGAAGCUUUAAGACUAUCACAAACACUUUUAUAACGAGAUUUAUCUUGAGUUACUUUUUAAAAUAGAAACCUUGAGCUCAGCUGAUUUGAACGGCAGUCCCGGAGCGACGGUUGCCUCAACUCCGACAACGCAGACAGGACAACAGCAACUAGCAACCCAAACUGGUGCUGGGGUUGUCCCAGUUCAGAACAUCUAUCACACUUCCUAUUCUUCUUUGUCAGCUGCUGAAAAUUCAUAUCCUAAAAACAGCUCUUCUACGCAAGAUGUGACACAAUCAUCAGGAAAUUCAUACAAAAACAGUUCAGCAGCUCCGGUUGCCACAAAUUCAACCCUUGGCGACAGUUACCCUGUAUACUAUGUGUCAAGCUAUCAAGAGCAAACUAUACAGCAGCCGAUUUCACAACCUACAUCAAAUGCAACGACAAAUCCGCCUUCUUCCUCAUCUACACUAAUAACUUCAUCAUCAGCACGUAAUAAAGAUAAUUAUCCAGUAUACUACGUCACGAGUCCUAACGACGAAAGCCAACAGACACCUGGAAUCAGCGAUAACAAUUCGAUCCUCGAUAAAUCAACAAAAACCGUCUCUCCAAAUAAUGAUACUGAUAGUUAUCCUAUCUAUUAUGUGAGCAGCUAUAACAAUGCCACCACUCAGAAAACACCAGCUCAGAAUAUAACAGCUGGUUCAAUCAAUGGAACUGAUACGUCUGACAGUUAUCCUGUUUACAAUGUGGUCAGCCCUGAAACGAGUAAGGACGGUUUAAGAGAACCAUCAAAUAGCAAGGUUCCCGACUCACCCGUUACUUAUGAAAUAAUAAAUAGCACGUCAACUUCUAAACUGAACGGUAACAAUUCUGUUCCUUCUUCAAUUCCAUUCAAUAAUACCCAGUCUACAGCUAGUAGCAGUAACUAUCCCUCUGCUUCCACAUCAGCGCCGGCAUCACCACCAGCAAAUAGUGCCUAUAACUAUUCAUCUUAUCCUGUGGCUCCUGCUCCCUACAGUACAGGCAGCACAUCAUCCCCUGCAAGUGCUCCUUCUCCAGCAACCUACCAAGGCUACGGAACACCAUCAACCUCAGCAUAUCCAGCGCCAGCGCCAGCUCCAUAUCCUGCGCCAAGCUAUUAUGGCUACUCAGCCAGUCAACCAUCUGCAUCACCAUCAACAGUUCAGUCACCUGCACAGCCUUCAAAUAACUCGUACGCUUCCACAUCUCAAGCUCCAGCCCCAGCCCCAGCCCCAGCCCUAGCUCCGGCUCCGGCUCCGGCUCCGGCUCCAGCCCCAGCACUAGCUCCAUCUUCUUCGUCUCCAUCGACCAUACAGACAUCUGCACUGGCUUCAACCAGCUCGUAUAUUUCCACAAAUCAGUCCUCAGCCCUUGCACCUGCUUCAGCACCAGCUCCACCUCCAGUUCCUGCUUACCGUCAGACUCCAGCUCCAGCACUGACACCAGCUUCAGCUCCAGCUCCAGCUUCAGCUUCAUCUGCAUCUUCCCCUCAAAUCACCGGCGUGUCAUCUUCUCCUCCUCCUCUUUCAUCAGAAGCCGAGUCCUCCUAUUCUUCAGCUGGAGAUCAGACGUCUUCUUCUGUUCAAGUCUUGAACACUCCUACCUCCCUUUCUAACCUGAGCUCACAAGAAACUCUCAACUCAGAAUACGAAAACGCAUCAUAUGUCAUCGCCACCCCUCCUGAGAAAGAAACGAUUAUGUUUCUUCCUUCUCCUUCUUUUCCCUUGUCUUCACAAGCCACAAAAUCAGCAAGUUCUAAAAACGCAAAAAGUUCAUCUUCCAAACAAAUGAAUCAACCAUCUCUGUUAAAUGCCACUAUUUCUAAACCCCCAGCUCUAGCCAAUACAACAGAGAUCACUGCCAAUCCCACUUCUAAACCACAAGUGCCUCCACCGGCUAUAAACAAUACCAACACGCAACAAACCUCAAAUGCUUCGCUGUCAGUCGUGCCCCAGAACAUCAGUUUUCCUGCUUUCAGAAAUAUGACGGACAUGUCUAACACAUCUUUUGGUGAACCUAGUUAUAGCCCUCUGCCAGCUCCAACAGACGGACCAGUAAUCGAGAUACCAUUAUCUCCUGAGGAACAAUUUCAUUCGCCUUCGGUAGUCAAGACGAAACCGCCUCCAUCGCACUUACCGACAAAGCCUCCCCCUGCGGCUCAUUCUGUGCUAGUCACGACAAAACCUCCUGCGGCUGUUGGAGCUCAUGCAACUGCCAAACAUAAGGCGAAUGAGUUGGGCUUUGGCGACAAAUAUUUAGGUAUAAAAAUUUUGCUCCUAUAGCUUAAUCUACCCUUUUUUCGAAAUUUUUAUUAUAUUCUUGGGUUUUUACAGCCCCUAAAUAAACGUGCUUGCCAUAGGAACGUAAUAUUCGACGAUUAUAUUUUGUAAGGCGGAGAUAAAAAUUUUUAUGGAGUAUAUGUAUGUCUCUUUUUUUAGAUAGGUAAACCGUCAGGUCUUUUGACUUUAUACUGUAUGUCGAUUUUAUUAGAAUUAUUCAGACAAAUUUGCUGUAGUAGUUCUUUUUUUUUUGAUAAAGGAUUGCAAUGAAAAGAGCGGCAAGCACAAAAUAAUAGUGAAAAAAUCCAAUCUAAAUGCCUUUAUGAAUUUUUGUUUUAUUUUUUUGGUUUCUACAGCCUCUCAAAAUAAACGUGCUCGCCAUAGGAACGUAAUAUUCGACGGAAUCGCCGGAGACAGUCAAUGUAAGUAUUUCAAGAACACAAAAUUGAGACAGUAAGAGAGCUUUCUUCUCAAAUUUGUUCUCAAAUAAGCUUUGUGCAUGGGUUAGAGUAAUAACCAUGGACGAUUUGCAGUCAAACAAUAUGACAGUUCCUCUUGGUUUAAGAGUGAUCACCUUGACGUGGUUCUCUCGAGUCGAAUAAUCUCGUUCUUACAGUCACACUUAAGGAUUCGCGAGCAUUUCCAUUCCUCGUCCUGCCAUAUUCAUUACCAUAUGCCCACAUCGAUUCUUUUCCUUUCGUGCAGAAGAAAAUCCUUCUCUCCCCAACACCUCAUAGAUUGGCAUAAGAGCAGUACUAGGGCGCCAUAUAAGUUCCAUUGCAAUGGUUAAUCCGUGAUAUACAGAGUGAUGCACAUACAGUGUGUCCAUCUCAAAUUCCUUUCGUCCGCAUUUUUGUUAUAGUAAAUAAACAUAAACUUUCUUUUCAUCCUAUCAGCCUUCAGCAACUAUCAAGUAUUCAGUCAGCAUGAUGUAUUCUUCCCAAGAAAUGGUAGGAAACGAAGAAAUGUACCCGUUACUUAAACCUGGUGACUGAAAAGUGUGGAUGAUUUACCGCAGGUCAAACGCAGGAACAAGUAUUUUCAAUGGGAAUCUUAAAUGCUCAAAAGCAACCGCCACGUUUGCAAAGACGUAGAAAAUAAGCAUUGUAAAUAUAACAUUUCUCAUAGUAUAUGUUUAUAUAUCUCUUCCAGUAUUCUAAAGCGAAUCCGGGAUCUGAUUGGGUGCAGUCCCAGCUAUUUAUUUGCUCAGAGAACGGAAAAAAAACUCAGGUUUUCGCUAAUAAACAUUUAGUAAUAGUCACUACUAACCCGCUUUUAGAAUACAGUACUUGAGAGAAAAAUGGGAAAAACUAAAAAAAGUUUCUUUCGAUUUCAGUUAUCUUCCUGAUUAGAGCUAGGGAGAAAAAAAUUAAUUCGAAAACGUUUCGGUAAUAUAAUUCUAUGUUUUGAGUCAUUGUCACCAAAGGAAUUUGACGACUAACAGCAUAACUCUAUAUAUGUUUAUUCCGAAAUCUUUCUGUUCAACGAUUUUACGAAUGUUAAGAUAUCAAUGAAGCAAAUUAUUUUCGUAGCAACCGUUAAAGUUGAAACACAUUCAAUGGUAAAUUCUGAUUCAUGAAGUACUUUAACCAAGUGCUUCCUUGGGACGUGUAGACUGUAGCAAAGCUCUGUUCAUCUUUAUCAAAAUACUCUGAAUGUAAAAGAUGAAUUAUCUGUUCCGAAAUGAUGUAUUUCUCUGAACAGAUGUUAGCAAAUGUAUAACCUGUACAAGACAAUCUCAGUAAAUCCCCCAUUACAUUAGAAUCUCGUCUAUGGCUGCC